AUGACCACACAGCAGCCAGCCUCGCAUCCAUCAUCCCCAUCAGCUGGCUUGAUGUCGGCAGGGUCUUCGCGGGCCCAGCAAUCGGCACCCGCCACUGGUGUAGCACGCCGCAUGCGUUGGACAACUCAAAUGAACAGCAACGCAUUGUGGGCGUAUUUUAGGGCGAAAGGGGGAGAAAUUGGAGGUUUUGCGUAUCGGGCAAGGAUGCAUCUACUUUUUGCUGAGCUGGAGCCAUCUGUAACCGUCACCGAGCAAAACCUGGCAUACCGAGUUCGGUAUAUCUUGCGCUCAAAUACAUUUGAUGUCACCGAACUCGAACGGCUACGACGUGAUGCUGUUCCUUCAUCGUAUGAAAAUGCUAUGGCUGAGGGUGCGGCGCCACAACUUGCAGAGCUACCGGCAAACGUGUAUGCCGCCGUGAAUACCCCAGUUUUGGUUGAUUCAAACGAUGAUGGAACAGUCGCCCAGGAACUGGAACUGGAGUAA
Parnassius apollo (apollo) is the source of this 486-nucleotide messenger RNA. NCBI's taxonomy places the organism in Eukaryota, Metazoa, Arthropoda, Insecta, Lepidoptera, Papilionidae. The record is from the annotation of a GenBank genome assembly.